GAUUGAGCCGCUGGGGUGGAAUGGUCCUCGCCUCUCGCCGUAGUGACGUCAUACCCAAAACAAGGAACGGCUUGUCAGUGAUUACUGCUGUGCCUGAAGCUGCUGUUUCGGCUCACAGUGACCUUUUUCUCAUGAUGUCUCAGGAUCCCUGGUUGCAGAAUUACGACGCCACUUGCCGCCUGGCACAGGAGGUAGCAGAGAACAUCCAUGAGAGGAACAGGCAGCAGAGAACGGGGGGAAACCCUGCAAAGAUAAACAUGACGUUACGAGCGUCCCUGCAGAAACUCAAACAGAAUAUUGCUCAGCUCAAAGAGGGCUUGUUGAGAAGCUCCUCGUCUCGCCGCAUAAUGCAGUCAGAGGCGGACAGGCGGCAGAGCCUGAUUGACGCGCUGCUAACCAGAGAGAAGCAGCUCAAUGCCACCUUCAAAGGAGACGUGACAGAGCCUGAGGCGUCCAGAUCCACGCUGAUGGCCGGAGCAGCAGGUGGAGGGAGUACGGCCAACCCGUGGCUCGUCGACGAGACGGAGGAGACCAGGGGGCUGUCCUUUGGGGAGAUUAAACAACAGCAACAGAGAAUCAUUGAGGCCCAGGACGCAGGCCUGGAUGCACUAGCAGCUGUCAUCAGCCGGCAGAAGAUAAUGGGCCAAGAGAUCGGCAAUGAGCUGGAUGAACACAACGAAAUCAUCGACGACCUUGCACAUCUCGUGGACAAGACGGAUGGCAGGAUUCGGAACGAGACUCGGAGAGUGAAGCUGGUAGAGACCAAGUCAGCAUCAUGCGGGAUGCUGGUGGUGAUCGUCCUGCUGCUCAUAGCCAUCGUCGUGGUCGCUGUAUGGCCCGUGUAGCUGCUGGAGACUGCGGACAGCUCCCAGGUGGAUCCAGAAAACCAGUUUGAAUCACAGAUCCUCUCUUGAUUUUUUUUUUUUUAUUUCUUUUUUUUUCCCCUCAUCCUCACACUGGAAUCUGCCCAACCAAAAGAAUGUAAAAUAAAUGUUUUGUUCUUUAGCAGCACAGACGCUUCUUUUAUACUGUUGGCUGAAGAGGCCUUGUGACACUUUAUUUUCUGUCCUGUAAAUAUUAUGGGGAUAAAAAUUGUCCUCUACUGUAGUAAAUAUAAUGUUUAAAUCAUUACAUGCUCUGGUCAUCAGGAAAUUAACAUUUAUGGCAGAUUGUGAACAAUUUUUCACCCUUUGUGUGAAGAAUUUAGUCCAAACAGUAGGACCUCCCGCAUGCAGCAGGACUACUCCUUUGUAGUCUUUCUGUGGCUGGACUCAGGUUUACGAUGGGUACAGUAACUCUUCACACUCUCAUUUAUUCACCCAUGGAUCACUGGAGCAGCUGUAAUGAAAUCAUUUUGUUAGGAUUUUUCUAAUGUUUAUUGAACAGAUCAUAGCCAAAACUAACAGCUGAAACGUGUUGCUAACGUGUCUCUCUUACUUCCUUGUAAAUCACCUCUGCUUGGAAUUUCUAAUAAACGACAUUUCCAGUUAA
Molecule: messenger RNA, 1491 nt
Organism: Fundulus heteroclitus (mummichog)
Lineage: Eukaryota; Metazoa; Chordata; Actinopteri; Cyprinodontiformes; Fundulidae
Gene: stx8
Product: syntaxin 8
Exons: 8
Coding region: 21-845 (274 amino acids)
Biological process (GO): vesicle fusion; intracellular protein transport
Cellular component (GO): endomembrane system; SNARE complex
Molecular function (GO): SNARE binding; SNAP receptor activity
Source: RefSeq, a predicted model, not a curated record